UUCUCAAAAGCAUGGCUGACGAUGAGAACGUGUCGACGACGACAGGAACGGGAAUGGUCACGAGCAGUGUCCCCGCAUCACAGUCCUUUCUCGACACGCUCGCCCAGUCCCGCGCUCAGUCCCCUCCCACACUCCUCGACAAGGACAUUCGCGACCUCGCCAUCAAAACGCUCGCUUCAGACUUUUUAAAUGUUUCGGAUGCCAAUGUCGCCCUUCGAGCGUACUUGGUUGAAACAACACUUCCUGCUUGUGUCUUGGCUAUGGAGGCUCUCAUUAAAAAUGUAUUGAAAGGGAAUCGACUAGAGAGCGAUGGCACCCUUUUGCCUCUCGAGCCGGAUGAAAAGGAUGGCAAGCAAGACAAUAAAGAGAAGCAAAAAGACACGAUUGAUUCCAUCAAUUGGUUGGCACAACACUUGUACCGCAACAACCCCCGCUUUGCCAACUUCACAUCCCCAACGCCCUCCCCCUACCUCACCUCCCUAACAACAACCACAACCCUCCUCAAAUCCCGCCUCUUUGACAUUGAAGCGACAGCACAAGCUAAAAAACGCGCCCAGGAAAUCCAAAAACGACAAGAAAUGGAACGAGAAGCGAGGAUGGAAAAGGAAAAGCAAGCGGAGAGAAUCAAGGUUUUUAAAGAGUUGUUUGGGACCGUGUUCAAGAGGUGGUGUCAGAGGCUUUGGAGGGUUUCUCCUGGGUUUGUUUAUCAUUUUGAAGUGCUCGAAGCAUACAAGAAAAUAUUCGGCACAGACACACUUCAAAGCACACCCGACCUCCUGUCUAAACUUAAUUCCCUCAUCGCCUCUCUCCCCUCUUUGUCACCCACCCCAACAUCCCGUCCCUCCUCCGCUACCUCUACCCUCAGCGCUCCCAAAUACACACUAGAAGACUACACAACAACUCAUCUUUCCCUAACCUCCACCUGGACCAUCGCAGAUUUACAACUCUUUCUCUCGAAACUCUCGGCGCACAUUGACAGCACCGGCGAAACACUGAAGACAGGUUUCACAACCUCCUUUUUCUCUCCCGUCAUAGAAGCACCCACAAGCGACGCAUGGAUAAAGACAAUCUCGACCGCGAUUGACACGUUCAACGAUGAAGAUGACACAGUCGACGUACAGGGCGUCGUUGAAUUAUGGAAGGGAUUCCAAAAUGAACUUGGGACUAAAAGCAUUGCGGAAAUUGAGGCAGAAUAUCGGGGGUUUUGUAAAAUGGUGUCGAGUUUGUUGGGCGUCAAGACGUUUCAGGGAUUGAUGGCUCAUUUUCGCCGAACGCUUCCGACGAAUGGGGAGGGUGGUGAAGGUCGUACGUUUACGCCUCCUACGGAUGUGACCACCACCACCGCCGCCGUCCCUGCCUCCAUAACCGCCGGUGAUACCGUUGUUGAUAUCACCCAAGCACUGACAACCAUCUUUUAUACGCUCACCGAAACCACCACCCUCACCACCAAAUCGCUUACAAUCCUCCUAACCCCGCAAGAAACAUUCCCGGAACUGUCAUCCCUAACAGAACAUAUACCCACCUCCGAUCUAACCCUCCAAGAAUUCAUUGAAUACCUCUCACCAGUCUUUUCCAACCUCUCUCCAGAGGAAACCGGACGACUCUUGACGCAUUUACGCGAAACGGCGCUUUCGAUCCGUUUAUCGGCGCUUUUUGAGCGGUUGAGUGGUGGGAAGGGUGUGAUUGAUCCUACCGUCUUGUCAUCCCUGUUGGAUCGCAUAGAGGAGUCAAACCUGAGUGCAGGGCAAGAGCUUGGAGAUUUACAGAUACAAGCGUUUGAUGCUACGAAAGAAUGGUUACAAGGUUCAACCCAAAUGGACCAAAAAGAAUUCAUCCAGAAAGGCACACACAUCUUUUCUGCCGACCCCUCUGAAUCCAUUACCGUCCUCUCAAAAAUCUCCAAAUCCCUCGACACCAUAUCCGCGCCAAAAACCAAUGAAGAAGAAAAAUACACUCAAACCCUCCAAACCCUCGAAACCCUAACAAAAGACCCAACCCAACCCCUCGAAACCCUCACAAAAACCUUUUUACAAACAAUUCACAAAAUCCUUCCACUAGAGAUGGAGAUUUCCUUACAACACGGCUCUCAAACCAUUUAUACCAUCAACACGACAACACCCGAAAGUGAACCUUUAUCAAAUCCUUUCAUCCUCCCAAUCUCAACUCCCAUUCUGAACGGUACAUUCACAAUCAACAAUCCACCACCCACCCCCUUUUUCUCCCAAUCAACAGAAAUCCUGUGUCGUAUCAUUCAAUCCGUAGUGGAUUUGAAUGACGCUUUGGUGUUUGCACGGGAUUUCAAGGUGGGGUGUGGUGGAGAGGUUUUUGUUUGUGUUCCUGGGAAUGUGUUUCGGGUGCUUGAUAAUGUGCAAGAGAAGCGGGAAGGGGAUCGGUGGGCUAGGCCCUUGGGAAUGGAACUUGUCAGAAUGGGACCAGAGGAUCCUGAAUGGCCCGACCUCCAACCCCCGACAACAACCUACACCUCCCUCCCUCCCCUCCUCCUCAAAGCCCCCACAGAAACCUUUCUAUUCCCCCAAACACCAACCCCCCUAAAAGAUCUAAACACCCUCAUCCCAACACCAAACAACCCGCACCUCCUCCUCCCAAAACUCCGACUCUACGGCGCGAAAACGGCGUUAGUGUCUCUCGAUGCUCGUGUUGUGAGGGAAUUAAAGUCGUAUCGUCGACCGCCGGCGGUUGUUAAGAGGGUUGUUAGGGGUGUGCUGUAUUUGUGUGGUGUGGCGCCUGCUAAAGUCAAAACCUGGCACACCCUCCUCACAUACCUAACACCAGCCCUAUUAACAACCCUCCAAACCCACAUCCCAACAAACACACCCAAACCCCACAUUCGCCGCGCCAAAAGAGUGUUACGCCGUCUCCCAGAGGAUGUGGAAGCUAGGGGGAGUUUACCUGCUCGUGUAUUACGGGAAUGGUGUUUGGGUGUUAUUGAGGUUUGGGAGGGGGCGAGGAAGCGGAUUGAUCGUGGUGGUGGUGAUGAUGUUGUUGUGGGUGAUGUGGAGCAAGUACCAAAUAAUGAUUUAGAAGAGGAGGAAGAUGGUGAGGAUGUUGAUGAAAGUGAUGAUGACGAGGUUGAAGAGGGUGAAGAGGGUGAAGAUUUACAAGAAGAUUUACAAGAAGGUGGUCAAGAUCUUGAUGAGGGGACUCUGGAAUCUCGACCACUUGACUCUGACCAAGAACCGUUGGAAAACUUGACAUUGUAAAAAACAUAGAGAUAACUUUUAAUAAAACGUAUUCGUUAAAAAGA
Molecule: messenger RNA, 3265 nt
Organism: Spizellomyces punctatus DAOM BR117
Lineage: Eukaryota; Fungi; Chytridiomycota; Chytridiomycetes; Spizellomycetales; Spizellomycetaceae
Exons: 7
Coding region: 12-3221 (1069 amino acids)
Source: RefSeq, a predicted model, not a curated record